GGGGUGUAGGCAGCGGAGUUUUAUUCUUUCCCUCUUCUCCGGCGGCUCGGCGUUGCCAUGAUGAUGGAGUCCCUGCGAGCCCAGCGGCUGCAGCCGGGCGUCGGGGGCACGCUGCGGUCGCUACGGCCUGGCGUGACCUCCUCCUCCUUCCCCGCUCCUGCCGCCUCAGCGCCGCCGCCGCUCUCCCGCAACUUGGGGCCUCCGCCGCCGCCCCCUCCGCCGCCCCUGCCGCCUCUCCCCCCGCCGCUCCUGCCUGGCGCGGUCGGCGCCUCCGGCUCCCCGGGAGGGUCGACGACGGGGCCGCCCGUCGUGCUGAGGGAGGCCGUCGAGGCGGUUGUCAGGAGCUUCGCCAAGCACACGCAGGGAUACGGCCGCGUCAAUGUUGUAGAAGCUCUUCAGGAGUUUUGGCAGAUGAAGCAAUCACGUGGUGCUGAUCUGAAAAAUGGAGCUCUGGUGGUUUAUGAGAUGGUCCCAUCCAACAGUCCUCCAUAUGUUUGCUAUGUCACUUUGCCUGGAGGGAGCUGUUUUGGCAGUUUUCAGUUCUGCCCCACCAAAGCUGAAGCAAGGAGGAGUGCGGCAAAAAUUGCACUGAUGAAUUCUGUCUUCAACGAACAUCCAUCCCGGAGAAUCACAGAUGAAUUUAUUGAAAAAAGCGUCUUGGAGGCCUUGGCAUCUUUCAACGGUAAUAGAGAAGAGGCAGAUAAUCCGAGCACUGGGAUUGGUGCUUUCCGCUUCAUGUUGGAGUCGAACAAAGGGAAGUCAAUGUUGGAAUUCCAGGAAUUGAUGACAGUCUUCCAGCUGCUGCACUGGAAUGGUAGCCUUAAAGCCAUGCGAGAGAGGCAGUGUUCACGACAGGAGGUGCUGGCUCACUACUCCCACCGUGCCCUGGAUGAUGACAUCAGGAACCAGAUGGCAAUGGACUGGGUCAGUCGGGAGCAAAAUAUCCCAGGGGCCCUUUCCCGGGAGCUGGCCUCAACAGAACGGGAAUUGGAUGAAGCCCGGCUGGCUGGGAAGGAGCUACGAUUCCACAAAGAGAAGAAAGACAUCCUGAUGUUGGCAGCUGGCCAGCUAGGGAAUAUGCACUCUUCCAACUGUUAGGACCACAGGAGAGCCGUUCUGCUUCUCUUCCCUCCUCCUCCUCCUCCUCCUCUUCCUCCAUAGAGCUACCCUGCUGAAGGGAUCUGGCCUAGUUUUGACAAGUUUGAGGAGGCAAAAUAAGCAGAUUGGCUUCAAAAAAAUCAGAUCCCCCCCCCAAACAAAAACAUUUGCAGUUAUGCACAUAGUGUUGAAUUUGGAGGGGGCAGAUAUUCCUGUUGGGUUACAAAGUAUUGAAGCUGGCAAAUUAAUUGCCUUUUUUCUAGUCCGUCAAGAUGCAAGUAUCCAUCAGUUGGUUAACAAAAAGAACAUUUCAAAAUCUGGAAUUUUUUGCCAAAUUUUGUAUGCAUUCCCUCCUUAGUUUCGGCUCUGAUAUGAACCACGUUACGAGUGCACAGAUGCCUUCUUUUCAAGAACUGUGGCUCGUUUGCACAUAUUUUAAACUUUUUUGUAGACGUUUCUGUAUAGAUUUUAUACUUGGGUCUCCUCAGUUCAUGUGUUCUCUCGGCUAGAGAAUUUUUUAUUAGUCUGAGCACCUUUUAAAUGUAGCCCUUUCAGUGUUAAACACUUAGACCUCCAUUCUUUCCAGGUAUUGUACAGCUAUCAGUAUUAAAUGUAAAUGUAGCAUUUCCAGGAGAAUACAAGCUUGUGCCACAGAUAUGAUAGGUAAUGACACAUUUCUUUUACAUGCUAGGUAUUUUUUCAGUGAACCUGGCUUGAUAUCGUCUCCCUUCCCUCACCUGAAAAGCACAGCACUUAAAACAUUCUGUUGCAAUAAUCCUCCGGCUUCUGCUGGAGUUUUGUUUCAGUUGGGUUGCCUCAGUAUUUGUGGCAUCCUUUUUUGACAGGUAUCUAUAAAAUUUCAUACAGGAUGAGGACUUGAGGAUACAGAAGACUACAGUGGGUUUUAGAUGUCGAUACAUAAUGUUUUGGUGUUUCUCUUCUCAUUUGUCCCCUCUGAUCCAUCCAGUUGCUUUUCUUGUGACUUAAGCUCAGCUGGAAUCUCUGUGCCAAAUUAUAAGUCUUGAGGUGCUUAAAGGUGUUGUCCCGGCUUUGGAGAAGAUUAAGUUCCUCUAGUAAUUAAGUUUAAGUGCGGAGCUCCUGACCUCUGGCAUUUAAGCCUCUGUCUGUUUGCUUCUUACUGUAGUAGGUAAGUGGGUAGUCAGCAGGUCUGCUUCUAAGGCACUCAGUAGCUGAUAACUCCUCAAGCGGAGCGUGUGCCUCUCACACCAGCUCGUCUGUCUGCGCCUGGAUUACUUUGAUUGGGUUCCAGAAGAUGCUGUAUACUUGAAGCUGCCAACGGAAAACCUCCUCAGUGCAUGCUGUCGUAUAAGCUGCUUUUUAUUACCGGAAUGGUGCUUGUACUAGAGCCCUGGAUUCAGUUGGUUCCUGAAAAGAUUGUACCAAGACCCCAGCUCUGGCACCCUUUUGCUCACAUGGUUUCCAUUAGCCAGUGUGUACAUAAACCUCCUGUGAACUGAGACGCUUGCAAUCCUCCGUAUGUCAUCUGGCUACAAUACAUUGUGGGUAGGAUAGCCUAAUGUGUCUUGGGGAAUGGCUGUGACAGUCUCGAGUUUGACUGCCAUGUGGUAAUUAGAGCUACUUGUUGGUGAAAUGCAAAACAUUCAAAAGACCGUCUGUAAUUGUGCAGUUGGGCGGAGGGGCAGCUUCUUUGGAAAUUUUCAGAUGUUGCUCAAACAAAACAUUCCUAGGGAUAGAAAUCUUUUAUAUGUGCACUUUUUAAAGAGAGAGACUGAAACUAGGAGCAGGACUCUUAAGUAGAAAUACUGAUGAUGUAUAUAUUUAGAAUGUAGCUUCAGGUGGGUGGGUUGUUUUGCAGGUCAUACGUACUGAUCCCCUGACCUGGACGGCCCCGGCU
Molecule: messenger RNA, 2974 nt
Organism: Gekko japonicus
Lineage: Eukaryota; Metazoa; Chordata; Lepidosauria; Squamata; Gekkonidae
Gene: LIX1L
Product: limb and CNS expressed 1 like
Biological process (GO): autophagosome maturation
Cellular component (GO): cytoplasm
Source: RefSeq, a predicted model, not a curated record